AUGGCUGAUCCUCCCGACGAUGUUUCUCAAUUCCAGUCUCAAGAGCCUCCUGGUCCAUCAGGCCGUGGGCACCGCCAGCCUCGCUCCACUACACGCCUUGAAGGUCACCUUGAUUCUAUUGCAAAAUCGCAAGCACGACGUCAGCUAUAUGAAGCUCGCAAGCUGGCUCAGAAAAGCAUGGAUGUACCAGUCCAGUCGCUGCCGCAGAGUUACACUGGCAUGCUUCCGAUCUCUCUGUCUACUUUGAUGGCCACAGAGGCCUCUCACGAGCAGGCCUUCAUGCAGCAGAUGUGGCAGCCACCCGAUACCUCUACAGUUCAAGAGCCGCACAAUAUGUUUAUGUCCAGCACGAUGCCCGAAAUUGCUCAUCGCAAUUUAGAUAAUUUUAAUUUCGAGUCCCUUACAUUUGAUACUCUUGCCCAAGCUCAUUCGUACACAUAUAACCCGUCAAUCCCUUCCAUUCACACUGCCCCUAAUCAAUUACUCCUUCAGCAUGAUGCAUCAACAGCAAUCACGUUGGAUCAGAGUUUCGAACGCCAGGAACUAGCUCUGCACGUGCCCGGUUCCUCAAGGCCUUCUCCCGAUGGUAAUACCUGA
Molecule: messenger RNA, 597 nt
Organism: Sparassis crispa
Lineage: Eukaryota; Fungi; Basidiomycota; Agaricomycetes; Polyporales; Sparassidaceae
Exons: 2
Coding region: 1-597 (198 amino acids)
Source: RefSeq, a predicted model, not a curated record